GUGAUCUUCCUAACAACACCUCCCAGCAUAUCUACGUCACCAAAGUGCGACAUACAGCGCACAACAAGCGCCACAUUUUUUCGUUGCGCUUAAAGAUUCCGGUAUAUUCGGAUCAACAUCAGAGUCAGGUUUGAGAUAAGACAUUAACGUCUUCAGGAUACAGAAUAGGGAUUACUGUAAUGCACCAUGAGUUUAUUUGGCACAAACUCCGGAUUUGGAACAACUGGAACUGGUGUUUUUGGAAGCUCAACGGCUGACACACAUAAUCCUAUGAAGGAUGUUGAAGUGACCUCCCCACCUGAUGACAGCAUUAGCUGUCUGGCUUUCAGCCCCCCCACCAUGCCUGGUAAUUUUCUCAUUGGAGGAUCCUGGGCUAAUGACGUCCGAUGCUGGGAGGUACAGGACAAUGGACAAACAGUCCCCAAAGCUCAACAGAUGCACACAGGUCCUGUGCUUGAUACAUGCUGGAGUGAUGAUGGGAGUAAAGUGUUCACUGCUUCCUGUGACAAAACAGCCAAAAUGUGGGAUCUCAAUAGCAACCAAGCAAUGCAGAUUGCACAGCAUGAUGGCCCAAUCAAGUCGAUUCACUGGAUAAAAGCACCAAACUAUAGCUGUGUCAUGACUGGCAGCUGGGACAAAACCCUGAAGUUUUGGGACACCCGCUCACCCAAUCCUAUGAUGUCUCUGCAGAUGCCAGAAAGAUGUUACUGUGCAGAUGUUGUUUACCCCAUGGCGGUGGUGGCCACAGCCGAGCGGGGCCUGAUUGUUUACCAGUUGGAGAACCAGCCGUCGGAGUUUCGCAGACUUGAGUCUCCUCUUAAGCAUCAGCACCGCUGUGUGGCCAUAUUCAAGGACAAGCAGAACAAGCCAACUGGCUUUGCACUGGGAAGCAUUGAAGGACGUGUUGCUAUCCACUACAUAAGCCCUCCAAACCCAGCCAAAGACAACUUCACCUUCAAGUGCCACAGGUCAAAUGGAACCAACACAGCCACCCCACAAGACAUCUACGCUGUCAAUGCAAUCUCCUUCCAUCCCGUUCACGGAACUUUGGCGACGGUCGGCUCAGAUGGUCGCUUUAGUUUUUGGGACAAAGACGCCCGCACCAAGUUGAAGACGUCUGAGCAGCUCGACCAGCCCAUAACAGCCUGCUGCUUUAACCACAAUGGCAACAUCUUUGCGUAUGCUUCCAGCUAUGACUGGUCAAAGGGCCAUGAGUACUACAACCCCCAGAAGAAGAACUACAUUUUUUUGAGGAAUGCUGCUGAGGAGCUGAAGCCUCGGAACAAGAAAUGGUGAGAGGCAGGCAACGACUGUCCAUUAGCCUGGAUACUGUGUUCAGCGGAUGGGAGCCUCAAUUCCUCUAUGCACGUGGCCGACAUCGGGCCGUUGUGACCACCCCACAGCCCCUAGCAUGCAUGGAUAUGAGUAGACAUUGAUUCCAAGUCCCUUCUUCAUUAAGGAGAGAGUCUAGCAAAUAGCUUCAUUGGGAAUAGUGCUUUUCACAAAUGACUAAAUCUCUGAUAGCUUGUGUGGUUUCUGCAUCUGUGGUGUGUAUAAGCUGGCUUUGCACCUCUACAAUGAGUGGAUUGACAAUGAAGCUUGCAGGUUUUUAAAAGUGCCUUUACAGUAAGGGUUAGCCUCACUUGUUAAAUGUUGUUUGGCUAUUUUUAAAAACAUUAAUCAAAAUAAAGAUACCUUUAUAUUACUAUUAUAAUAAUCAUUCUAAAAUCAUUGCAUGUGAACAGGCAAUAUUUGUGUGACAAUCACCAUUUUUGUACUGUUUAUUCUGUAGUAGAUGGUACAUAAAUUAUU
This is a messenger RNA of Syngnathoides biaculeatus (alligator pipefish), 1812 nucleotides long. It is a transcript of the gene rae1, whose product is annotated as ribonucleic acid export 1. Gene Ontology annotation, biological process: transcription-dependent tethering of RNA polymerase II gene DNA at nuclear periphery; RNA export from nucleus. NCBI's taxonomy places the organism in Eukaryota, Metazoa, Chordata, Actinopteri, Syngnathiformes, Syngnathidae. Gene Ontology annotation, cellular component: nuclear pore. The transcript has 12 exons. Bases 187 to 1296 code for a protein of 369 amino acids. The record is from RefSeq and is a predicted model, not a curated record. Gene Ontology annotation, molecular function: RNA binding; ubiquitin binding.